GCUCGCUGUCAGCCCGCCACAGUUACGUGUUGCUUCAAGUCCCAGAGGACCGAGUCUUCUCUUGACAAACAUCCGCACGGAACCGGCAGAACAGCACACGGAUAUAUAGAGGCAACCUGGAGGACGGCAGAGGAUAAAAAAAAAUAAGUUUAGUCCAAGUUUCCAAGAGGAUUUCAUGUGCAAGAGAAUUUAGUUUGGACGACAAACGACCAUGGUCAACAUCUCUAGAACGAGAAAGGUGUAAGAAAAAAAGAAAAGAGAGAAAACUUCUCCAUCAUCUCGCGUGUUUUCUCUGUUUGGAUAUAUCUGCCCCCCCUUCGUAAAAAAAACAAAAUAAAUCGACUAGCAUAACAAGACAGAGAUGGAUGUAGCGGCUGAUCAGCCCCGCUGGAUGCACCCCCACGCCAUGCUAAACGGACAGCACCCGGACUCGCACCAUCACAGCCUAGGCCACAACUACAUGGAGCCCUCGGCACAGCUGCUGCCCCCGGACGAGGUGGACGUCUUCUUUAACCACCUGGACUCUCAAGGAAACCCGUACUACCACAACCCUGCCAGGGCCAGAGUGUCGUACAGCCAGGCUCACGCUCGCCUGACGGGCACUCAAGUGUGCCGGCCUCAUCUCAUCCACAGCCCGGGCAUCUCAUGGCUGGAGGGCGGCAAAGCGGCUCUGUCAGCCCACCACCACCACCACAACGCGUGGGCCGUGAGCCCCUUCAGCAAGCCCAGUCUCCACCACCCGGGCUCCGCUUCCCCCGGAGGCCUGUCGGCAGUCUACCCGUGCAGCGGCACCUCAAACGCGGCCUCCGCGCCUUCCCUCACGCCGCCGUCCCAUUCGAGCCCGCACCUGUACACCUUCCCCCCGACGCCGCCGAAGGAUGUCUCACCAGACCCCGCGGCGGCCUCGCCGAGCACGGACGAGAAGGAAUCUAUUAAAUAUCACGUUUCGCUGUCCGAGGGGAUGAAGAUGGAGGGUUCGAGCCCGAUGAGAAGCAGCCUGGCCUCCAUGGGAGCUCACAGCGCGUCCACCCACCACCCCAUACCGACGUAUCCCACCUACUCGCUGCCUUCGGCCCACGAGUACGGCGGCAGUCUGUUCCACCCGGGCAGCCUGCCUGCCAGCUUCAUCCCCAAGAGCAAAGGCAAGACUCGGUCCUGCACCGAGGGCAGAGAGUGUGUGAACUGCGGCGCCACAUCCACGCCUCUGUGGAGACGUGACAGCACCGGACACUACCUGUGCAACGCUUGCGGGCUGUACCACAAGAUGAACGGCCAGAACCGACCACUCAUCAAACCUAAACGCAGACUGUCGGCAGCCAGACGAGCAGGCACCUGUUGUGCUAACUGUCAGACGACCACCACAACGCUCUGGCGACGCAACGCUAAUGGAGACCCGGUGUGCAACGCCUGCGGCCUCUAUUACAAACUGCAUAAUGUGAACCGACCCCUGACCAUGAAAAAAGAGGGAAUACAAACGAGAAACAGGAAAAUGUCCAGCAAGACCAAAAAAAUGAAGCGGGCCAGUGACAGCUAUGAGGAAUAUACCAAAAGUCUUCAUGACAAGAACUCUACCUUCAGCUCCCUGGCAGGACACAUGUCCAUGGGCCACUUGCCGCCUUUCAGCCAUGCCGGACAUAUGCUGCCCACUCCCACCCCAAUACACCCGUCCUUUGGCCACCCGCACCACUCCAACAUGGUGACGGCCAUGGGCUAGACAACAUCACUAAGUAAAGACAUUUGUGGAUUUUUCUGAUUGAUUAUGCAAAUGGUAUGGACCAAACAAGGCCAGUCUAUAGGUACCUAAUUCUUAAUGGAAAAAGACUGGUUGACCUGGACCUGUGGGCACUAAACACACACAAUGAUAUCGUUGCACCUGAAGGUUUUAGUCCAACAGACCUGACAGCAUGACUGCAUUGUGGUUUAUUUUGCGCUGGCACGUUUUUCCUACCUGUGAAUAUUGUAUAGAAGGGGACAAACUCAAUCCCCCUCACCAUCCAAUGAAAAUAUGCUGGAUUUUUUUUUCCCCUCACAAAAAUGUAAAAAGAAAAAAAAAAACAGCUUUAUGAUUUCUAAUUUGAGACUGUUAAUUGUAAUUAUUGUUAUUCAGAUAAUUUAUUUUCCACUGCUUUAUCACCUUGAUCAUAAUACAAAUACUGUUGUCCCACUUAGGACAAUACAGUAUUUUUGAGCUAAAACCGCUUUCUUCUGACCUGCUCAUCAUUUAUACUCAUACGAAAUAAAGAGAUCACGUUCACACGAUCACGUCCGCUCCUUCUGCCCCGCACUCACACUGCAGGAAAUCAUCGUACAUGAAAGUGUGAUUUUCUAUGGCAGGGGUGUCAAACUCAAUAACACAGGGGGCCAAAACCUAAAGCCGACUUCAAGAGGUUGCGGGCCGAACAAGACCACCGUCUGGAUGGAGUUGUUGAAAAUAACCAUGUUCGUGACGGUUCAUUCCAGCUUGAAAUGUCUACUUUCCGAUCGUCACCAGGGCCGUCAAUGUGUCCUGACUGCUUAUUGGAUGAGAAAAAGGGGGCGGGAGACGACUGCGGAUAUACGGCUAUGGCUGUUUUGGCGUGGUUUUUGGUUUCAAUAAAGUGAUUUUGAUGGAGCACCUCAUCGUCAUUCUCUCAACGUCUGGGCAAACGUGACAGUAUUUUACAUCAACCGGACUAUGCGUUUUUCAGCAUGCUUCAUUGUAGAUAAAAUGACUGAGGCAAGUUAGGCCUGCACUUCUUUGGAUGUUGUUGUGGGGUCUUUUGUGACCUCUUGGAUGAGUCAUCCCUGCGCUCUUGGGGUCAUUUUGGUUGGCCGGCCACUCCUGGUAAGGUUCAUCACUGUUCCACUUUUUGGUCAUUUGUGGAUAAUGGCUCUCACCGUGGUUUGCUGGAGUCCCAAAGCUUUAGAAAUGGUUUUAUAACCUUUUCAACACUGAAAGACCUCAAUUCAUCUCAGUUAUGUUUUAACGGGGGUGGCAAUCACUUUUUCCACACAGUGCCAUGUAGGUUUGGAUUUUUUUUCAUCCCUUAAUAAUAAAAAAAAUCAUUUAAAAACUGUAUUUGGUGUUCGGUUAUGUUGUCAUUGACUAAUAUUCAAAUUUGAUGAUCUGAAACAAAAAAAAAAAAGAAAUCAGGAUGGAGGCAAACACUUUUUCACACCACUGUGAAUGUGUGAAAUAUGCCCAUUUUUACUGUAUUUUAUUAACAAAAAUAUAUAUGAACAAAAAGAUAUGUGACAAGACACAAUUAUAUUUGUAUGUAUUCACAGCUCCAAAUGAACUGAAAAUUUAACUCCUGCUAAAAGUCUGAAAAGUCAUUAGUCACUAGCCUCUUUAAUCGUAGCAUAACAUUUGAUAAACACUUUAACCAUGAGCCUUGAAGAGUUGCUUUAAAAGACAAAGAGUGUAGAUGUAUUUUCUGGGAUUUCCGAGCAUACUUAAAUGCAUCAAAUUGUACUUCCGCAGUAAGAGUUAGAUGUUGUGAUUUUCGGAAUGUCCGUGAAUGUGUCUCACGGUUGUCUCGUGACAAUGAGGGAGGACUAGAGACAUGUUUGUGAGUUGGAGACAUACAUAUGGUGUUGGAAUUACACUGCUGUUGACGUGUUCGGGUCAGAAUAAAGUUAUAAAAGAGAGUAACACUCUGUGUUACCCCACUAUGCUACCACUAAUAACAGCAAACGCAAAUUUUUUUUUUUACGUAAUUAACUAAAUAAAUUAGUUACUGCCAUUAACGGCUAUUUUUGACAGCCCUAAUAGUUAUACAUUAAAAAUAUACAUAACAUUUGCAGUUGCACAAAGUAGCACUGGAGACUGUGUGUGUGUGUGUGUGUGUGUGUGUGUGUGUGUGUGUGUUGAGCCUGUGUUGUUCAAAAUAGUCUUCUUA
Molecule: messenger RNA, 3881 nt
Organism: Dunckerocampus dactyliophorus (ringed pipefish)
Lineage: Eukaryota; Metazoa; Chordata; Actinopteri; Syngnathiformes; Syngnathidae
Gene: gata2b
Product: GATA binding protein 2b
Exons: 6
Coding region: 362-1714 (450 amino acids)
Biological process (GO): positive regulation of transcription by RNA polymerase II; cell fate commitment; positive regulation of angiogenesis
Cellular component (GO): nucleus
Molecular function (GO): DNA-binding transcription factor activity, RNA polymerase II-specific; RNA polymerase II cis-regulatory region sequence-specific DNA binding; zinc ion binding
Source: RefSeq, a predicted model, not a curated record